ACAAUUACAUGUCUACGUAUCUAAAGACCGAUGACCUUUGCGUCGACCGUGAUGAAAAUUAUUAGCUGCUGUGUACCGAAACGCACAAAACCGAGAAAUUGUUUAUGUUUUAUCGUCAGUCGCGAUACAGAAAGAUUCGCGGAGGUCGUACCACGCUGGCUCACCUCAUCACUUCAUUAGUAUGAAUGCCGCCACGGUUGUAUUUAAUCUUAAUUUUGCCAAUCUGUAAGUCGCUGUUAGUGCGCAACCUGGUAAUACAUUCAGAACCCAGUCAUGCAACUUCCUAAGCCAAUUAAAACAGCCAUUUAUGAAUGGUGUAACUCCAUCAACCGAGGAAUACAGAGGACAGAACAAUGCCUCGGUCAAGCUUCAGCCACGGAGAUAACAUUUGAGCUGCAGCGCAUACUGAACGAACUCGACGCUGUUAACCAGAGAAAUGCUAAGAUCGUAGAUGCCAUGGAGAAAAUGUUAAGGAAAGGUCCCGGAAUUACCGCAAACGAGUACAUCUAUCAAACCCGGGAAAAGAAAAAUACUACCCGAACUAAUCCAUUACUGCAGUUGGGUAACGAAAUGGUUUACGCUGGUCGGCAGUUUGGAGAAACCACCACGUACGGUAAAUGUUUGCUAAUGAUCGGGAGGUGUGAGGAGGAAAUGGGACAAGAAGAAUUACGGUUUGUAUCUCAGGUGGCAUUAGUAUACCUUACUCCCUUGAAGCGCUUUAUGGACACUGAUUUGAAGCACGCCCUCAAAGAAAGGCGAACUUUACAUAAUGCGCGACUCGACCUCGACGCUUCAAGACGCAGACUCAAGAAAGCUCGAUUACCUGAGAGACAAGCCGAGUUAGAAGCGGCUGUACGCACCAAUCAGGCUCAGUAUGACCGUCAAGUUGAAUUAACAAAGCUCUCUUGUGAAGCCGUACAAAAAGAAAAAAUAAGCCAUAUCCGCUGUCUUCUAAAAUUCGUCGACACACAACUGGAUUUUUUCACAAAGACUGUGGGGCUGUUGACCAGCUUGAAAGAAGAACUCAUUAAGACACUUAAAGGGGAAAAAGAGUUCCAGCUGGAUCCCGAAUGGCCCACUCUGAGCUUCGAAAGUAACCUAAUGGAAGCAAGGCCGCCUACUCCGAAACGGGAGCCGAUCCCCCCGCCUUCGCCUAUAAUACCUCUAACUCCAGAUUUGCAAUCAACCAAUCCGUCAGUGGACCAGACGACCCCGACCCCCGCUCCGUCAGAAAUCCCUGCCCUUCAAGCUCGCGUCUUGCUCCCUUUUGUUGGCAAAACGGCCAGUGAAGUCAGCGUGGUCAAGGAUGAAAUUGUGGAGGUGGUAGAAGGGACGGGACAUUCCCGCAGGGACGACGGAUGGUCGCUGGUGAAAAAGACCACGGGUCAGAUCGGCUACGUACCCAAGGUUAAUGUGGAGAUUAUUGGUGCUACGGGAGAUAGUAAACCCAUUAUGCCGUACAGUGGGCCUGGGAAUCGUCUGGGGUCUGAUGGUGGAAAGCGUGCAUCUCCAAUUCCACCUCCAAUUAUGGAUGGUGGAGAUGAUGCCUCGGUGAACAGAGAGUCUCUCAGGAAAUCGAAACCUUCUCCUUCCGCUAUGUAACGAGCCAUACCAGAGGCGAUCUGAACCAUAGUUUGUCAAGUUUGCGGAAAUCUUCCAGUAGACCGGUUGAAAUAUUCAGAAGUUAUUAGUUAUGCCGAUCGGUAGUAGACUGUUACCGAAUUUAGUGAGGCUAAGGGAGAGUGGUGGGUUUGCACGUUAUUCCACAAGUUUCAGUUUAUCUAAUUUUUAUCUUGUUGGUUAUUGUUCGUUCGCUGUGAGGAUAGCCACGUUUGCCUGACUCUUGUGGUUGCUUUAUUUUAGUUGUUUGAAUCCAUAAAUUGAUAGUUUAUACAAAGCCGCACAAGAAGCAAUAUUAUCUCUCUUGAUCAUCAUGCUUAACAGCACUUGCAAAAAUUAAUUCCUUGGCUAAACCAAAUUCUGGUACAGACCAAAAAGGUUGA
Messenger RNA from Paramacrobiotus metropolitanus, 2003 nucleotides. Its product is annotated as endophilin-B1-like. Gene Ontology annotation, molecular function: protein binding. NCBI's taxonomy places the organism in Eukaryota, Metazoa, Tardigrada, Eutardigrada, Parachela, Macrobiotidae. Gene Ontology annotation, cellular component: cytoplasm. The record is from RefSeq and is a predicted model, not a curated record.